Zalophus californianus (California sea lion) is the source of this 3257-nucleotide messenger RNA. It is a transcript of the gene BMI1, whose product is annotated as BMI1 proto-oncogene, polycomb ring finger. The transcript is spliced from 10 exons. Lineage: Eukaryota; Metazoa; Chordata; Mammalia; Carnivora; Otariidae. Gene Ontology annotation, cellular component: PRC1 complex. Gene Ontology annotation, biological process: negative regulation of transcription by RNA polymerase II. Gene Ontology annotation, molecular function: promoter-specific chromatin binding. The record is from RefSeq and is a predicted model, not a curated record. Bases 139 to 1119 code for a protein of 326 amino acids.
UUAGUUCCUUUCUCCCCCGAGCGCCCCUCUACACCCUCGCGACGCACAUGGCCCCCGAGAAGAACACUUCUAUUUCCAGUCUCUGCGGCUCUCCCCGCCACGGCGCCCUUUGUUGAGAGGAUAUUUUAUCAAGCAGAAAUGCAUCGAACAACUAGAAUCAAGAUCACUGAGCUAAAUCCCCACCUAAUGUGUGUGCUUUGUGGAGGGUACUUCAUUGAUGCCACAACCAUAAUAGAAUGUCUACAUUCCUUCUGUAAAACAUGUAUUGUGCGUUACUUGGAGACCAGCAAAUAUUGUCCUAUCUGUGAUGUCCAAGUUCACAAAACCAGACCACUACUGAAUAUAAGGUCAGAUAAAACUCUCCAAGAUAUUGUAUACAAAUUAGUUCCAGGGCUUUUCAAAAAUGAAAUGAAGAGAAGAAGGGAUUUUUAUGCAGCUCAUCCUUCAGCUGAUGCUGCCAAUGGCUCUAAUGAAGAUCGAGGAGAAGUUGCAGAUGAAGAUAAGAGAAUUAUAACUGAUGAUGAGAUAAUAAGCUUAUCCAUUGAAUUCUUUGACCAGAACAGAUUGGAUCGGAAAGUAAACAAAGACAAGGAGAAACCUAAGGAGGAGGUGAAUGAUAAAAGAUAUUUACGUUGCCCAGCAGCAAUGACUGUGAUGCACCUAAGAAAGUUUCUCAGAAGUAAAAUGGACAUACCUAAUACUUUCCAGAUUGAUGUCAUGUAUGAAGAGGAACCUUUAAAGGAUUACUACACACUAAUGGAUAUUGCCUACAUUUAUACCUGGAGAAGGAAUGGUCCACUUCCUUUGAAAUACAGAGUUCGACCUACUUGUAAAAGAAUGAAGAUGAGUCACCAGAGAGAUGGACUGACAAAUGCUGGAGAACUGGAAAGUGACUCUGGGAGUGACAAGGCCAACAGCCCUGCAGGAGGUGCUCCCUCCACCUCUUCCUGCCUGCCUAGCCCCAGCACUCCCGUUCAGUCUCCUCAUCCUCAGUUCCCUCACAUCUCCAGCACUAUGAAUGGAACCAGCAGCAGCCCCAGCGGUAACCACCAACCUUCCUUUGCCAAUAGACCUCGAAAAUCGUCAGUAAAUGGGUCGUCAGCAACUUCAUCUGGUUGAUACCUGAGACUCUUAAGGAAAAAAAAUUUUAAAUCCCCGAUUUAUAUAGAUAUCUUCAUGCCAUUACAGCUUUAGAGAUGCUAAUACAUGUGACUGUCGUCCAAUUUGCUUUCUUUUGUAGUGACAUUAAAUUUGGCUAUAAAAGAUGGACUAGAUGUGAUAUUCAUAUGGACGUUAAUGGAAAAGAUUGUUCCUCAAGAAUUGGUUUCUGAGAAAGGAGACAAGAUGUUUUUCUGUGUGUUAGGCAAGAUGUGAAAUGGUUUCUGUAACCAUUGUUCAGAUUUGAAAAAUUCUGCAGUGGAUAUAAACAUUGGGCCAUAGUUUGUUAAUCUCAACUAACGCCUACAUUACAUUCUCCUUGAUUGUUCUUGUUAUUAUGCUGUUUUGUGAACCUGUAGAAAACAAGUGCUUUUUAUCUUGAAAUUCAACAAACAGAAAGAAUAUGCAUAGAAUGAUGCAUUCUAUGUAGCCAUGUCACUGUGAAUAACGACUUACUGCAUAUUUAGCCAUUUUGAUUCCUGUUUGAUUUUUACUUCUCUGUUGCUACACAAAACCGAUCAAAGGAUAGUAAACUUCAGUUUUACAAUCUGUAUGCCUAAAAGCGGGUACUACCGUUUAUUUUACUGACUUGUUUAAAUGAUUCGCUUUUGUAAGAAUCAGAUGGCAUUAUGCUUGUUGUACAAUGCCAUAUUGGUAUAUGACAUAACAGGAAACAGUAUUGUAUGAUAUAUUUAUAAAUACUAUAAAGAAAAUAUUGUGUUUCAUGCAUUCAGAAAUGGUUGUUAAAAUUCUCCCAACUGGUUCGACCUUUGCAGAUACCCUAUGUUUGAGCCUUAUCAUCAUAGAACAUUUUUAAUGUGGAUCUCUAAUUCUAAAUUCUAUUCCAUUGGAAGCAAUUGGCAAAUCAUAAUACUGAUUUUCUCUAGUAAUUCAUGUUUACUUUGAAAAUUGUUGCAGUAAAGAAAAACUUUUAACUAAAGACUUUGGAAACAGUGUCUUCAUUUCCUAUUGCUUUUGAUGGAAUGAAUGUGUUUUUAAAAUGCAUAUUGAUCACUAUAAUUCUAAAACAAAUUUUUAAGUAAACCAGCAAAUUGCUGGAAGAAGGCAUUUUAUCUAAAAUUAUUUUGACAUGUGGUUUAGCAGUUACUUCAAAUUUGAGGAGUUGCUUUUACAGUUAUAAACAAUGACAUAUGCCCUCUCUCUAAAAUCUUGAAAUAGAAGCAAUUUAUUUUUAGCUUCUCCAGGUAUUAAUUUUUAAAUAGAGUGAACAUGUUGAAUUUAAAAUAUGAAUAACCACAACCGUUUUCAGUUUGUGUUUUGCUUUGGUCGAACUUGGUGUGUGUUCAUCACCCAUCAGUUAUUUGUGAGGGUGUUUAUUCUAUAUGAAUAUCGUUUCAUGUUUGUAUGGGAAAAUUGUAGCUAAACAUUUCAUUGUCCCCAGUCUGCAAAAGAAGCACAAUUCUAUUGCUUUGUCUUGCUUAUAGUCAUUAAAUCAUUACUUUUACAUAUAUUGCUGUUAUUUCUGCUUUCUUUAAAGAUACAGUAAAUGAAGUUUUAUGAAACCACAAAAUACAUAUAUUUUUAUUUUGACCUAAAUUUGUACAGUACCAUUGUAAGUGUUUCUAAUUAUAGAUGUAAAAUUAAAUUUCAUUUGUAAUUGGGAAAAUCCAAUAAAAAGGAUAUUCAUUUAGAAAAUAGCUAAGACUUUAAUAAAAAUUUGAUAUGAAAAGCACAAUGUGCAGAAGUUUUGGAAACCCUACUGUGGAUUACAACAGGUAAAACUAAAGAGAAUCCAUUGCUGUCUUAAAAUAGUGAUGUUGCUAAGAAGUCCGUGCUUUGUUGUAUAAUUGCUUGAAAGCCCAACUGAAAGAUGUAUCUGUUUAUUUACUCUACAAUCUUUGAAGUAAAAGUUACCCAUGUUUGCCAAUUUUGGUGAAUUUAACUCAUUUUUCUAGGCUUCUCAAGUUUUUCAUGAUGUUACCUAAGAAAGAAAAGUUAGUUGAUGGAAGUUUCAAAUGAUAGUUUUACUUUGGAUGAUCAUGUAUGUAUAUAAAGAAUGAAAAAAUAUUUUUCAAAGACUAAAAACUUCAAAUGCUAGUGGGGACCUGUCACUUGACUUGCACAAAACCAAGUUGUGA